Messenger RNA from Acanthoscelides obtectus, 855 nucleotides. Lineage: Eukaryota; Metazoa; Arthropoda; Insecta; Coleoptera; Chrysomelidae. The record is from the annotation of a GenBank genome assembly.
AUGGUUGAUGCGUAUCGUAUUCAAACGGUAAAUGGUAAAAGAGCAGAUCGCUGGUUAUAUGAUUAUGCUAUGAAGCCGAAAGUGGUAAAAUCUAGCCGUGAUAAACAGAGUUAUAAUCUGUAUAGUGUACAACGUUAUGUCAAACCGUUUGUCGAGCGUAAAGAGGAUGAAGAGGAUGUGGUUUAUCAUCAAGAAUAUGUUAUGUUGGAUGACGACGAAAGAGAGAACCUUUUUAAGGAAAUUAAGAACAAACAGAGUGGUAGAGGUAGAGGGCGAGGACGUGGUGCAGUGCGUGGGAGAGGUAUGCAUAGUGAUCGACCUGGUAAUAGGGAAGUAGAAGAUGAUAAUCCAUCGUUAAAUGAAGUAGCGCAGAAAUCAUCACAAUUAAUUGGAGUAACACAGCCUAUAUUUAAAGAUCUGCCAUUAGAUGAACAUAGUGAAGAUGAGUCUGAUACUCAGACAUCUAGGCGUAGUUCUUUUGAAAAUCAAGAAGAGAACGUCAAUGAUUUGGAGGGAGAAGAUCAAAACAAAAAAGGAGAAGAGCUUGAUAAAAAUAAGGAUAAAACUAAGGAUAUUUACGAUUGGGGUAAUUUGGUUGAUGAGUAUGAGGAAGAAAUAAAGGUAAUGAGUGAAGAUGCGGCCAAGAAGAUAGUUGCUUUAAAUGAAUUAGAUGAUGUAGGAGAAGCAAGUAAUGCUCUGAUUAAAGACGUACAAGAGAAGAAAAAGGUGAUAGGUAAAGAGAUAGCAACUGGUAAUGAUGUGGUUGAAAUUCCAAAUUUGGUAAAGAAGGUGUGUGUAGAAAGUAUCGUUCAAGCAAUGAUUGAAAAUGGAUAUGAGUGGCGCAGCAAGCAGUAG